AUGUGCGUCCGGCCGUGCCUCUACUUCUCGGGGGCGUGCGCGAGCGGCGACGCGUGCAAGUUCUGCCACUGCCCGCACCCGACUCGGCCCGUGCACCUCGGGAGGUCGCACAGGAAGGCUCUGGAGGCGACGACCGCGGCGGAGUGCUUCGGCAUCUUGCUGCCCGUCCUCGAGAGGAAGAUGCUCGCGCUGGGCCUGGCCACCGACGCGCUCCGGCUGCUGGCGGAGCAGCCGUGCGCCCGGCCGGGCGGGGCCCCCGCUGACGCCGGGGGCCAGGUCUCGGGGGCCCGGGACCUGCGGACCCUGGAGAAGGCCUUCGGAGCCCUGUCCAUGCGGUCGCUGCUGGUGGUGCUGCAGAGGAAGGUCGGGACGCAGCGUUCGCGCGAGAAGGCCCUGCUGGACUCGCUGAUUCAGGAGGUGCGCAGGGCGGGUUUCCUCGUGGACCUCGGGGAGGACAUCCAGGAGGACGCUUGA
Prorocentrum cordatum is the source of this 474-nucleotide messenger RNA. NCBI's taxonomy places the organism in Eukaryota, Dinophyceae, Prorocentrales, Prorocentraceae. The record is from the annotation of a GenBank genome assembly.